GGUCGCGGCGGCCCUGCAGGCACCGUGACGGUCGAGCUCGGGGGGUUGGCCCAUAGCGGCUGCUUCCCGAGAAGCGAAGCCAAACACUUUUUCCAGCCAGAACUAGGGGAGUAUUGAAGUUUUGGAUCCGUCCUAUCUCAGAUCCCUGCCCCCUGCCCAGGGAGGGGAAACUGAGGCCCGCUGACGCGAAGCGGCCCUUUUGGAUCGUGGAGCCGUGGGGUGACAACCUGGACACCCUAAUUCUGUGUCCAAAGCCCUUCCGCUCUCCCUAGCUCUUCCUCUCGUUGAGCCUCAGAGCUCUCAAGCGCUUCGUUAGUGAAGGAACACUUCUGCAGGGCAAAAGCGAGGUCGCCCCCUUUCCCGUCUCCCGUUUCCAGCUUCUGUUGUUUUAAGGACUCGGUGAGAAUUUGGAUGGCUUGGGGCCAGGCUGUGAUUCCCUCACUUUGCGCUUUGAGUCUGUUCGAUGCUGUGCCCGGUCAGCACUUCAUCCAUGGGCAUGCUCCCAAAACAAGUGAAAAUUGUGGAAGUUGGUCCCCGAGAUGGUCUACAAAAUGAAAAGAAUGUGGUGCCUACUUCAGUGAAAAUCAAGCUGAUAGACAUGCUUUCAGAAGCAGGACUUCCUGUUAUAGAAGCCACCAGCUUUGUGUCUCCCAAGUGGGUUCCCCAGAUGGCUGACCACACCGAAGUUUUAAAGGGGAUUCAGAAGUUUCCCGGCAUCAACUACCCAGUCCUGACCCCAAAUCUGAAAGGCUUUGAAGCAGCGGUGGCUGCUGGCGCCAAGGAAGUGAGUGUCUUCGGAGCUGCCUCGGAGCUGUUCUCCAAGAAGAACAUCAACUGCUCCAUAGAGGAGAGCUUCCAGCGCAUGGGCGGGGUCCUGGAGGCCGCACGGGCUGCGGGGAUUCCUGUGCGGGGGUAUGUCUCCUGCGUGCUUGGAUGUCCCUACGAAGGGAAGAUCUCCCCGGCCAAAGUAGCUGAGGUCUCCAAGAAGUUGUACUCGAUGGGCUGCUACGAGAUCUCCCUGGGGGACACGAUUGGCGUGGGCACCCCAGGGCUCAUGAAAGACAUGCUGUCGGCUGUCAUGCAUGAAGUGCCCGUGGCUGCCCUGGCUGUCCACUGCCAUGACACCUACGGCCAAGCCCUGGCCAACACCCUGAUGGCUCUGCAGAUGGGCGUGAGUGUUGUGGACGCCUCUGUGGCAGGACUUGGAGGCUGUCCCUAUGCACAGGGGGCAUCAGGGAACCUGGCCACUGAGGACCUGGUCUACAUGCUGAGCGGUUUGGGGAUUCAUACGGGUGUGAAUCUCCAGAAGCUCCUGGAAGCUGGGGACUUCAUCUGUCAAGUCCUGAACAGGAAAACCAGCUCCAAAGUGGCACAAGCUAGCUGUAGACUCUGAGCCCCUUGCCUGCCUGGAGCCCACAGAUUGCACGGGGAUAGGGGUGCACACGGAUGACUCCUGGAUGGGGAAAUGGAAGCAAGAUGGCAACGCAAGGCACGGGCAGCUCCGGCCCACCCUGCCAGGCUGUCCUGGCCAAGAGGAGAGGGCGGGACCCUUCCGGUCAGCCCUGUGGGAGUGGGAGUGUGCGGCCUCAGGGGCUGGGAGUCGCCCUUUACUGCAGACCUGGUGACCCUUGAGUUGGGUGCUUGAGGCUCUUGGGAACCUGCGUGCAAGGAUCAUGGUCAUUAAGUCUCAUUCUGGGUGACCUCUGUGCAGCCCCACCCUGCCAGCGCUGAGGGCCAUUACUGUCCUCUUAAGGCAGAGGGUGUGGAGCAGUGGCUCUAAACUGGCAGCGUCUGCCAUCUCCUGGUGAGGCUGGUCUUCUGUGGUGGCCGUUCGCCAACCGCAGCAUCAAUGGAAAAUCUACUUAGAACAUGAUUUUUGAAAACAGCUGAUGUAAUUAAAGAUUUAAUUUUCCAGUAUCUGGCUGUGCAAAUGUGUGUAUGCGAACAGGAAUAAAAUCCCUAUCGCUCUGC
Molecule: messenger RNA, 1971 nt
Organism: Octodon degus (degu)
Lineage: Eukaryota; Metazoa; Chordata; Mammalia; Rodentia; Octodontidae
Gene: Hmgcl
Product: 3-hydroxymethyl-3-methylglutaryl-CoA lyase
Exons: 9
Coding region: 464-1393 (309 amino acids)
Biological process (GO): ketone body biosynthetic process; L-leucine catabolic process
Molecular function (GO): hydroxymethylglutaryl-CoA lyase activity
Source: RefSeq, a predicted model, not a curated record